Messenger RNA from Cladocopium goreaui, 560 nucleotides. Lineage: Eukaryota; Dinophyceae; Suessiales; Symbiodiniaceae. The record is from the annotation of a GenBank genome assembly.
GAGAGAAAUGGAUCUGGAGCGGCAGCACGAGGUCUUGGAGAGAGCACGGUUUUGCAAACUCAUACGGUGCCCUUGCGGCAAGUUCGAAAAGAGCUGGAGCCCUGGAAGCAACCGUUGUUGGACGAAUACAAGUCCUUGACAGAGAUCACCGGGGCUUUGGUCGUCACAACGGAGAAGGAGCUUCAAAAGGAUCUUCGCUACGCUCAGAUGGAAGUAGCACCAGCCAUGUUGGUACCUACUGUGAAAGCUCCUCAUGGAAAACGUCGGGCCCGGAUAGUCAUUUGUGGCAAUCGCAUCGAAGCUAAGAACCCUGAUGGUCAACUUGCUACAGAAGGUCUUCACGGUGGGCCUGGGGAUUCACUUUUUGCCAACUAUGCUGGUGGAGCAGAUGGAGUUCUGCUUCGAGCACUUUUGAGAAAAACUGGUGCCAAAAAGUGGCAGUGCGCAACGGUGGACGUCAAGACCGCCUUCUUACUUGCACCACGGCGAGGGGCGGGCAAUUGGUCCACCUAUAGAAAUGACCUCUUGAAGAUGUGGCAGUGGGAUUGCAAUGGACGUAG